AUGAGGCAAAAUGGAUUCAGACGCAGUGGCAAGGCAUUCGUGAAACAAUCUCGCCAAUCUCUAUCAGGAGGCUUCCAUGCUUUCCUUCGAAGGCCAGAAGAUCCAAGGCGCCCAAAACAUUGUCGCCAAGCUGACUUCCCUUCCCUUCCGCCAGUGCCAACACUCCAUCACCACUGUCGAUUGCUUGCCCUCAGGCGUUGGCACCGACAUGCUCGUCUUCAUCAGCGACAACCUCCAUCUUACCACCGAACAACCGGUUUCCACCGAGCCUCCGUCGACGAUAUCGACGACCGUUUCCUCUGCCGCGGCGACGUCAACGCGACCGUCUGCCAUGGUUGUGUCGUCGCAGCAACAACCAACAUAACUCGCCUCUGUCCCAACGAUACCGAGUCCUACAUCUGGUACGACGAGUGUACGCUAAUCUACUCCAACAGCACCUUCAACAAUGAUGACAUAGUUCCCGGGAUUACCCUUAACGACGAAGGAAGCACCGUUAACUCAAAUAAGGACCACUUCAACCAAUUACUGUCGAACUUAUUAAACAGUUUGGAGGGAAAAGCUUUGGAGAGUUCCAUGGGAGAGAAGAAGUUCGCCGCAGGUGCGGUGAGUGUGACAACCGCGCAAACGCUGUAUGGAAUGGCCGCUGCAUGGCAAAGAUGA
Messenger RNA from Vigna umbellata (rice bean), 660 nucleotides. NCBI's taxonomy places the organism in Eukaryota, Viridiplantae, Streptophyta, Magnoliopsida, Fabales, Fabaceae. The record is from RefSeq and is a predicted model, not a curated record.